AUGCAUCUCAAUCUGAAAGUUACUACUACUCAUUCAGAAGACGAGAUUGCAACAACAAUUUGCCAUAUAAAGGUUACAAAUGCGUCAUCUAAAACUGUUGUCACGUCCGGUAAGAUUAUUCUGGUUGACUUGGGGUACGGUCAGUUCCAAUUGCAUAUUUACAGUGACAAACUAUUAUUUGGUCAGAGAAUGACAAGGAUUAAGCUGACAAACAUAGAUAAGUUUGACAUAGAAUUACAUAGGACAGUGAUAAAAUUCAAAGAUGGUUCUGUGAUAGACUUAGAAAAAAAGCAGGCCGUUUCAUCUUGGUUUAAAUUCAACAGCCAGCUUAGGAGUCUGUUAAACACAGAAGCUAGUGUUGGUUCAGUUGUUGGACCUAACAUUCAAAAGCAGAGGAAUACUCGGCAGAUGGAUAAUAAUGAUACAAAUAAUGCAAAUAUUGAUAAAGAUAUAUCGCUUAAUAGCGUGUAUGACAUCAACAAUAUGACUCCGACAACUCCUCUGAAGGAUGCCAACGUGGGCAACAGACACUCGAGGGUUUGUAGCAACAAAAACAGCAGGAAGACUGGCGACAGUAACGAUGACAGCAACAAAAACCACAAGACUGGAAACAGGAAGCGGCUAUCAGUGUCUGAUAAGGAGAACAUGGGUGAGGACAUCUCUGCAGACAACAACAACAACAUUCUCUCAGUGCGACGACCAAACCCUCGCAAUGAGACUGCCAUGCCAAAUAGUUUUUUUGGAUAUUUUUCAAUGUUAUCGGCCCUUUCUUCAGUGAGUUUUACUGUCAAGGGUAGCGAAGGUACCACGUCAUCCAAACCGGCAAAUAUCCUGCAGACAUCUUCAGACGAAUCAACGUCAUUGCGUGGACUAAGCAACUUGGGCAAUACCUGUUACAUGAAUGCUGUUUUGCAAGCUUUGUUCGUCCUCGAACCGUUUGUUGCCGAUGUUCACAUCGUCUAUCAACAAUUCAUGCAACACGCCGCAGACAAAGUAUCAAGCAUACCUCUAUUUAAGUCAAUGCAUCAGUUGCUGAAGUCGAGAGUCAACAACUCCUUCUCGGCAAGCACCUACACCAACUACGACAGCAGCAGGAGCAAUGAUUUGCUACUCAUGAAAGAAUCAUUAAGCCAUAAAGCCGGGAAAUUUUACGGGACAGAACAGCACGAUGCUCACGAGUUUUUGUCCGAGUUGUUGAAUCACAUGAAGGAAGAAAUCACCGCUCCUUUCAACGCCGUAGUAGCUGCCUCGGUAGAACUACUUACAUGGUUAAGAGCAUUGCCGGCGUCAUCACAAGAUUCCACACAGCUAUCCACACCAUCAACCGUAUCGGCAGAUUCGCCACGUUCAGCCAACAACAACAACGAUGUUUCUUCUCCGGGAAAUGUCCGCGACAACAUCAACACCACAACGGCAAGUUCUCACAACAACGACAACAAUAACAACAAUAUUAACUUUGAUGAUAACCACGACAACAACAACAGUAACAACAACAGUACCAACAACAACAAUAUUAACUUUGAUGGUAACCGCGGUAACCGCUACGACAACAACAACAACAGCAGCGAACGUCAGGGAAGUUGUUUUGACCCGUCCGUUAUAUCUUACUUUGCUGAGAACAAUCCGACCACAAAAAACUUUCAAAGUAUUCUUAGACACAGCACCACAUGCGAAAGAUGCUUCAAUCAGGUAUUCUCAACAGAGUUGCAACACGAUCUUCUCCUAGACGUCUCAUCCUCCGAAGAGUGGAUAUCAGGAUUUGUUUACAAGCACCCACAAAUGUUUUGCACCAUCUUCAGAGAAAGGUCUGCACUUAACUGCAGACCAAUCAGUUUGACUAGCCUCGUUACUUGCCUGGGCGAAUACUUCAAAGAGCAGUCGAUAGAGUAUUCGUGCGAACACUGCAAGAACUCAAAAAGGGCUAAUCGACUUACAAAAUUUUACAAGUUGCCCAGAAUCCUGACGGUGUUAUUGAAGAGGUAUAAGAUCAAUGAUUUGAUUCAGCAGAAGGUUUCCAACAACAUCGGCCUGCCACGAUUUCUGGAUUUAAGUACGUACUGUUGGCGUGACGCCAGUGUUCCGCCUGCUUUCCAAAUGAUGAGUUCCAACUCGAUGUUGCAGCUGGAAAGAAAUAGUGGCACUGCUCAGAGGACCAAUGAAACGAUGGGGACAGGGCACGUUGUUGGUGACACAGAGAAAAACAUCCAGUGCAGUAGCAAAACUGAAAUAAAACCAAAGCUUGGUAUUUCUGGCGAAACUAGAGCUAGUGGCAGCAGCUACAACGACCACAACAAUGAGACUGACAGGAACUCUGAUGCCAAUGUUACAAGAGACCACCACAGUGUAGAUGAUAGACCUGUUGGAUCUCAUACACAGAAGCCUGAAGACUCACAUCCAACCAGUAGUAGGAAGUCUCCAGAUGGAGCUAAUGGCACAACAAAUUCAUCUGGUACAGAAUGUAAAUUGAAGGGUGGUGCAGCUGAAAAAGACGACAUUCGAAAACAACCACCGCUACAACAACAACCACAAACAUUUUUGCUACAACAACAACAACAACAUUUUCUAAAACAACAACCACAACAAACAUUUUUGCUACAACAACAACAACAACCAUUUUUGUUGCAACAACAAUCGCUUCUGCUUGAACAGCAAUUACAACAAGAGCGAAAAUCACCGCAAAAACUACAGAAUCAAGACCAUCAGGUUGACCCGAAUGUCAAAACCCCGUUUGACUAUUGCCACCAAGUUAUAACUUCUGUGGAACAAGCCCGACCAUAUUUUUCAGUUUCCGGUUAG
Molecule: messenger RNA, 2796 nt
Organism: Helobdella robusta
Lineage: Eukaryota; Metazoa; Annelida; Clitellata; Rhynchobdellida; Glossiphoniidae
Exons: 13
Coding region: 1-2796 (931 amino acids)
Biological process (GO): protein deubiquitination; G1/S transition of mitotic cell cycle
Cellular component (GO): nucleus; cytosol
Molecular function (GO): cysteine-type deubiquitinase activity; cysteine-type endopeptidase activity
Source: RefSeq, a predicted model, not a curated record